Molecule: messenger RNA, 1605 nt
Organism: Drosophila subpulchrella
Lineage: Eukaryota; Metazoa; Arthropoda; Insecta; Diptera; Drosophilidae
Product: fibrinogen-like protein 1
Exons: 3
Coding region: 194-1468 (424 amino acids)
Source: RefSeq, a predicted model, not a curated record
AAUUGGGGAUCUUGUUUUCUUCUGAUUUUUACAAUUUCGGUGACGCCCACGUUUAUUUUACGUUUUAUUCGUUUUAUUUUUAUAUAAAAUCACACUGCAACUAUCAUAUUUAUUAAAGCAUAGGUACUGUGUUAACAUUAUAAAAGUGAGCUACUUUGAAACAAAGAAGUUUCGCAUUCGCAAAUUGAUCGCAAUGAAACCUGAUAACAUAAACAAUCUCUCAGAGAAACCUCGAUCAUGUGAGGACUCAACCACUGAAAACAAUUCGCUCAGCAGCGAUUCUGAUACUGAAGAUACGAGUUGGGAGGCAAACGACCAAAACAGAAACAUCCAAGGACUAAGGAAAGUUAUUAAAAAAUAUAAAACCAAAAUAAAUGAUCUGGAAAUGCGUUUGGCAAGUGAAAAAAAAGAGUCCCAUUAUAAGGACGAAUUAGUAAAGUCAUUGCGCAUGUCGAUCGAUCUGGUUGUUCAAAACAAAGACUUGAACAUAAAGCAAAUGCAAAAACAAAUUUUCGAGCUGGAAAAUGCGCUUGACUUGAGCAAGAGUCAGCUUUCAAAUAAAGAUAAGGAAUCAUCUGGCUCUGAGAAAGAAAAAAAACAUAUCAACUUUGAGGGGGAGUCCCAUAAUAACCAAAAUAACAUCAGAGAUAAAGUGCAAAUCAUAAAACUAGAGCGUAUAGUUCAUAAAAAGAAUGAACAGCUCGAAGAAUUAAAUAGGAAAACCCAAGUAUGUGAAGCCAAUCUGUCAGAGAAGGAAAAUCACAUAACCCAGCUAGAGUCGAAAAUCAAAAACCAUGAAGAGAAGAUAAACGAAUUGAAUGAAAAAUUAUCUGAGAUCACCCUAUAUAACGAAACAUGUCAAAUCCAAAGUGAAUCGCGUAUAUUUCUCAGCUGCACUAAAAUUCCAUCAGUAAAAAUGGUAACGCUUCCUGAUUUUGAGCCCUUCCUAGCAGAUUAUGAAGAUAUUCCCUGUGCUGGUUCUGGCUGGAUGGUUAUACAGCGCCGUAUCGAUGGAAAACUCUCGUUUAAACAAUAUGAAAACCACUAUCAAAACGGUUUUGGUGAUCUAGGAGGAGAAUUAUGGCUAGGCCUCGAAAAAAUGCACAGGUUGACUGCAAAUCGUAGGUAUGAACUAUGCAUCGAACUAGUCGAUUUUGACGAUGCUAGUGCCUUUGCACGAUAUGAUCACUUUGUUGUUGGAAGCAAGGAAGAGAAGUAUGCUCUGAAGUCCCUGGGUGAAUACUCUGGAAAUGCAGGCGAUGCUUUGCGGAGUCAUACAAAUAAAGCUUUUUUAUAUUCAAGUGAAUAUUAUUCAUGGUGGUACGAUACAGAUUGUAAUUUGAAUGGACAAUACCGCAAGUCCCAAGUUAUGGUGGGUAUCGCCAGUGGAAUAUGGUGGGGUCGUUGGAAUAUGGGCAAACAUAUUUCGCUCAAAUCGUGCAAAAUGCUAAUUAGGCCAAAAUUCUGAAAGCGAGGAGAAGUGGCUGUGCUAACACGUGUUUUACUUUAACUUAUUAGUUUUAAGUGCUACCAACGUAAGUUCUUGUGUUCCGUUAAAAAUCUUGAAAACAUUUUGUAAUGGAUUAAAGCUGUUUAGCCAUAAGA